GCCGUCGUCGCCGCAAAUCAACUCCGUCAGUCCCGUGGCCGUCGAGGAACAGCCCACCGAAUUGGUUUGCUCCAGCGCCGGCGGCAGUCCCGAUCCCGUUUUAAGGUGGUACCGGAAGGGCGAAGCCAACCCGUUGGAAGGUGCGAUCAUGAAAGCGGGCGGAAGCAAAAGUGUGGCCACACAGUCGACGCUGAUUGUGCGACCGCAAAAGGAAGACGACGGCGCCGAGUACCGCUGCGUGGCCUGGAACAGAGCCAUGGACACCAACGACAAGAAGGAAGCCAACAUUGUUCUCGCCAUCAAUUACGCUCCCAGGGUCCGUGUCAGCCCCAGCCCGUUGAAUGUCGAGAGGGGAGGCUCGGUGCAGAUCCAGUGUCAGGUGGACGCCAAACCGGCCGUUUACAGCGUCCGCUGGACCCGAUCCGGUCGAUUCAUCGCCACAAGUUUCAACCACACGCUCAGAUCCGUCAGCCUGGAAGACGACGGCCUCUACGUUUGCUCGGCCGACAACGGACUGGGUCAAGUCGGUGAGGCGGAAUUGCAGCUGGACGUUCUCCAUCCGCCCAUGGUGACCAUCGCCGAGUCGAGCCAGGAAGUCGACAUCGGGUCCAGCGUCUCGAUCCCCUGCAACGUCUCGGCUAAACCGGCCUCGACUUCCAUCGAGUGGCUCAAGGAGGGCGACGCCCAGUUUAGAUCCAACGGACCCAUUUUACGACUCAACCGCGUGGCAGCCGCCGAAAACGGACGCUACCUUUGCCGGAUCACCAACAUGAUUGGCUUGGCCGAACGAUCGGGCAACGCCACGUUCCAGCUGCUGGUCAAACACGAGCCCGGAUCGGCCCGCAUUUCUCCCGAAGAGCUGAUCGCCGUCGACGAGGCCUCAAUCACGUUGACUUGCGCUGCCGAUCCGCCCGGCUGGCCUUUGCCCCAGUACCGCUGGUGGAAGGCCGGCGCCGAGACGACCAUUUUGGCUUCGACUUCUGAGCUGACGAUUCACGUGACCCGUCAAAACAGCGAGGGAACGUAUUACGGCCAGCCCAGCAACGACCUGGGCACGGGCGAUUCCAGCUACGUCAACUUGCGCGUCUUCCAGCCGCCCCGCUUCAUCGGCCAACUGCCGCCCGUCUUGCAGAAAAAGGCCCAGGACGCUGAUUUCAACAUGACGUGCUCUGCCCAGGGCAAACACAAGCCGUCCAUCACUUGGCUCAAGGAUGGAGUCGAAAUUCUGCCCGGCAGCAGCUCGGGCGCCUACGAUUUGGCCAUGGACGAGUCGGAGGGUCGCAACAUCAUCUUCACUGUCCGCUCGACACUGCGAUUCCACGGCUCGGAGCGGCCGGCCCUUUCCCAGCUGACGGCCGACGAUCGCGGCGUCUACACUUGCGCCUUUGAGAAUCAAAUCCGCCGGAUCGAGUCGACUCUGACGCUCAAAAUCGAGCACGCCCCCAUUCUGCUGGACAACCACCCGAAAGUGGCUUCCAACGUUGGAUCGUCCAGCGUCCAGCUCCUGUGCCAAGUCCAGGCCUAUCCUCGCCCCAAUUUCGAGUGGUCCCUGCGCGACGUGCCCAUCAUCGGCAGCAGCAGCGGCGGAGCGGGCGACAAGUACAACAUGAACGUCACGUCCACCACCAACACGGCCAACGGCAACGACAUUUACCAGGGCGUUUUGCGCAUCAGCGACGUCAAAGAUUCCGACUAUGGCGACUACACGUGCAAAAUGUGGAACGCUGAAGGUGAAAACGCGGCGGCCGUCCGUCUGCAAGCGACCAGCGCACCGGAGAAACCCACCAAUUUGCGCGUUGUCCAGUCGGGCUACGAUUCGCUGACGCUCGAAUGGGACCAAGGAUUCAACGGCGGAUUCGAGAAUAUACAAUCUACACGGUCCUUUCUUCAUUCUAUACAGUCUUCAGCAUCUCAGGAUGUGUUUAGUAAAACGAGAAUACAGAAACCGUCGCCCAACUCUCACAUCAAAUCCUGUCCCGUUCCUGGCACUCAGUUUGGCGUCAGUUCGUCAUCUUCUGUGACGAGUUGUGCUCCGCCGUGUCCCGGAACAAACGCCAAUCCGGCCAGCAAUACGACGGAUGAUCUCCAUCGACAACAGUUUACCUGCAUCACCUCGACCAACAAUCAAUCGCCACCGCCAUCCAGUUCGGGUGGUGGUGACGAACGCCGGUCGAGAAAACAAAAGAGUCCGCGCAAAGGCCUCGAUUCCAAAGACGUUUCCACCAACAUGACAAUCAUGUGGGAGAAGCAAAAGGAUUGGACCUGGACGAAUGAAUGUGAAUUCAACGUGUUGAACAGCCAGCAGGAGCCGUACUGUUGCGUCUGCAGUGUCCUCAGACCCUGGACGCCACAGAAACCUCUACAAUCACCGGAUCAACCACCGAAAUGGUCUGCCGUUGUGUUGCCGGAAGCGCUGUUUGGCUCGGAUCGGCAUGAAAUCACCUCGUCGAUCCUCUUGCGCUGCUCGUCGUGUUGCAUCUGCGUCCACGCCAAAUGCUGCGGACUGGCAGAGUCGACGGUGACCGACAAAUGGGUCUGCCGGCGCUGCGAACGCAGCCCGACUGACCGACAAUUGAUCAAAUGCUGCCUCUGCCAGAAGCGAGGUGGACUCCUCAAAGGGACGACUGACGGCCGCUGGGCUCACGUUGUGUGUACAAUUUGCUUCCCGGGUGUUUCCUUCGUUCAUCCGGACCUUCGCGAGCCCAUCUUUAUCAGUCCACUGGGCUGGAAGGACUACGUGUUCCUGAAUUGCAGCUACUGCUCCAUCAACCAGUCCGAUUACGGCGCCAACAGUGUCACCUGGCAUCACGGCAGCUGCCUUCCUUGUGUCAAACAAUGUGGACGGGCGUUCCAUCCCCUGUGCGGCCUAGUCAACGGUGUACGGUUCACGAUUAGUCAGGAUGGCAACCAGUUGUCCGCCAACUGCUGUUCAACAAGCCACACUCCUCGAUCGACCACAUCCGCCUUCAGAAAGAAGGCUCCUGUUCAUGUGUCUGUCGGCCAGCAAGUCUACGCCAAACAUCCCGAAUCGGGUGAAUAUCAUCUGGCUGAUGUGACGGACAAUACUCAGACGAUCACGUACUAUUCUGUCGAUUUCAACGAUGGGACAAACAGCCAAGACACUUAUCCGGAAGACAUCAAGAAUUACAAUUGCAAAGAGGAUGGCCCACCCCUUGCUGGAGCCGCCGUCGAAGUCUUGUGGACGGACGGCAAGAGCUACGGCGGCCACUAUCGAGGCUUCACGAAGCGUAAACUCUACAGUUUAUCCUUCCGCGACGGAACCAACACCGUCAUCACCGCAGAGAGACCUGAUUUUUAUCAUCCUGACGAGGAUCUACCCAAAGAUCUUAGAAUUCAACUGGACAAGCAAAAGGCAGCAGCAGCGCAAAUGCAACGACUCCAGCAUGCCUGUCCAGCCAUUCAACCUUAAUUGUGUGUUCUUUAAAUCAAACUUGAGUCGUGGCAACUAAAUAAGCCUUUUCUUUCCUUUUUUUGUUUUUCUCCUCCUCCCCCCUUCUUCAUUAUGAUGUGAACUUAAGUGGGUGGUUAUAACUUAUCCGAACUUAUCCGAGUGGUUGCCAUUUGACGUCACUUAAAAAAUGGAAUUGGACGUCUAGACCCCGUCGUCGAUAAACUUAAUGGAUUGAAAUGAAUCGAAUUCGGCGCCUUUGACGCCCGUCAGCA
Messenger RNA from Daphnia pulicaria, 3684 nucleotides. RefSeq names its product hemicentin-1-like. The coding region runs from base 149 to 3430 and encodes 1093 amino acids. The record is from RefSeq and is a predicted model, not a curated record. Gene Ontology annotation, cellular component: cell-cell junction. NCBI's taxonomy places the organism in Eukaryota, Metazoa, Arthropoda, Branchiopoda, Diplostraca, Daphniidae. Gene Ontology annotation, biological process: cell-cell adhesion. Gene Ontology annotation, molecular function: cell adhesion molecule binding. The transcript is spliced from 5 exons.